Molecule: messenger RNA, 777 nt
Organism: Mercurialis annua (annual mercury)
Lineage: Eukaryota; Viridiplantae; Streptophyta; Magnoliopsida; Malpighiales; Euphorbiaceae
Product: lipid transfer protein EARLI 1-like
Exons: 1
Coding region: 49-621 (190 amino acids)
Source: RefSeq, a predicted model, not a curated record
CAUUUUCAUCAUCCAAAUUAAUAAUAUUUCAAGAUCACCACUUGAAUAAUGGGUUCAAAAUCUGUAACCUGCACUGCCCUUUUCUUCUCAUUCAGUCUCCUCUUCUUUACACUGGUCAGCUCUACUGCCUCUACAGACUGUGCAUGUCACGAUCAAUCACCGCCACCGCCACCGCCACCACCACAUGUCCCUAGCUACUCAUCUCCACCAACACCAACACCAAGCUACAAAUCUCCACCACCACCAACGCCUAGCUACAAAUCUCCACCACCACCAACACCUCACCCCAGCUACUCGUCUCCACCGCCACCAACAUCUAGCUACUCGUCUCCUCCGCCACCAACUCCAUCAUCAAGCCCAACUAAAUGCCCAAAGGAUACCCUAAAGCUUGGUGUAUGUGUGGAUUUGUUGAAAGGUUUGUUGGGCAUUGUGAUCGGUCAGCCACCAACGACGCCAUGCUGUAGCCUCAUCGGCGAUCUUGUUGAUCUUGAAGCUGCUGUUUGCCUUUGCACGACCAUCAAAGCCAGUCUCCUUGGCAUUAACUUAAACCUUCCUAUUAACUUGAACUUGGUUCUUAAUCAUUGUGGCAAGAACGUUCCUCAAGGAUUCCAAUGCCCAUAAUUUCACUUCAUUUACCCUGAAAUAUUAGCUCUAGUACUCAACAUGUUCUUUUUUGUUUUGUUAUGUUUUUCUGUUUUUGCAUGCAAUACGUUUGUGAUAUGCUGAUGACAAUUGAUGUAACCAUCAUUUUUAUUAAUAAAAUCAGUAAUUCUUUUA